GGAUUUGGAUGCGGGAGUUCAGUUUUUCUGAUCGUUCAACGAUAAGCGACACAUUUAUUUUUUUCUUAUUGCCAGAAUGCAUAAUUGCCAUUACAAAUAUACAUAUGUACGUUGGUGCCACAAACGUUUUUUGGGGAUGCCUUCUAUUGAAACUCAGUUGAACAGUGCAGUUGCUUUUCAGAACCUGAAUCGAGUGGUAUAUCACGCUGUUCAAAGUGAUCUUACAGUUAGGACUUGCCAAUCAUUUUUAUAACUUAAAGAGUGCCAGUAUUUAAAAUCUAAGCGAACGUAAUAAAGGAAGAUAAAAUAAUAUAGUUCGAAAUGCGCUGUCCUCGAAAUGAGCUAUGGGUGCUUGUUUACCCUUUAUUUGCGAGUUGCUGUAUUCUUCUGGUAUGUGCUAUGCAAAUACCUCAAGAUGUUGAAAUACUUGAAGGGUUCGAGUUCGACGAUACCCCGGAAUAUUACUCUACUGAUUCAAACUACUACGAGGCCAGAAGUUUGCUAUCAGGUUUUCACAAAUCUAUCCGCAAUAAACGCUCAACAUUAGAAUAUGAUAAUGCUAAGGGAUUACCUCAAGCAAGUGUAUCGCCCCCGAAUGGUCUAUCAGAAUUUACCCAAAACAUCGGUACCCAGCAAAUAAAAGUGCAUGGAAAAGAGGAGAGGGGUGGGGAGGAUAAAUUGGAGUCUGACAUGCCACGGGCAGAGAAACAAAUAAUGGAUCCCGACUAUGACUACUACUCCCAACGGCACAUAUCCACCUGGAAUAACGCAUAUGGAUCGUCAGCGCUCAGUAGUGCAUCGCGACCACCAACCGACAGAGAAGAUGUCACGGCCGAUGCCAGUAACAGUUAUGCAACCCGAGGACGUCAAGCUCGUGUAAAUUUUAUUACACAACCCAAAAAGGAUCUUAAUGAUGGUGCUAAAGAGCUGACAGACCCAAUUGUGCCCAAACUUCCAGUUGCAAAGCCUCAUUACGAUAUGAAGUAUCCAAUUACUUCUCCGACCUAUAAUUAUGAAAUGUAUCCAUCACGUUCAUAUGCGCCAUAUUUACGUCGCUACGAUCGCUUCGACGAACAGUAUUCUCGUUACGAUCCUUACAACUAUGAAGACCAUUAUUUACACCGUCGGCAUUACGAUCCCUAUGAUAGCUAUAGCCCCAGGAUACCACAAUACCCUGAACUAUACUAUAAUUAUCCGGAUCGGCGUUAUGACAUUCCUGAGCCUAGAGAAUAUGUUCCUGUGUACAAUAAUGAAAUCUACGAUAAGACUCUCUAUCCCGCAGCCAACUAUCCCUCCAGUAAUAGCUACGCAUCCACAAAGUAUCCGGAGUAUCCGCGAAACCAACGGCGCAUAGUAUAUUACGCGCAUUUGCCAGAAAUUGUGCGCACACCUUACGACUAUUCUAACCGAUACGACCGCUACGAUGAUCUCAUGAAGGCGAACAAAGCUAUCACAGGAGCAUACAAAUACGAAAAACCGUUGUCCGGGAACACAGGUGCUGCUACUCCAAAUGCGGAUUCCUACGAUUACAUGAAGCGCGAUAAGAAGGAUCGACCAACAUCAAAACCCGUCAAAUCGAACACCAGCGGUCGACAGUAGGUGAAGAAGUCGCUUAAAACUUCAGAAGCGAGAGCCCUUUGGACCUUUUCCAAAGCAAUAUCAAAUGUACUCAAAUCUUCGUUAGCACUUAAUUUUGACUUUAAAUGUAGCCCAUAAAACGAUUCUUGAUUACCUAAAUAUGUACAUUCGACCUUAAAUUUUUUUACCUGAACACAUAUACUUGGCUUGCCCGACGAAUGUACGUAUUAAAUAUAAAUAUUUGGAAAUCAG
Bactrocera tryoni is the source of this 1830-nucleotide messenger RNA. RefSeq lists its product as uncharacterized. Lineage: Eukaryota; Metazoa; Arthropoda; Insecta; Diptera; Tephritidae. The transcript has 3 exons. Bases 322 to 1599 code for a protein of 425 amino acids. The record is from RefSeq and is a predicted model, not a curated record.